GCGACCUUUGAAGGAAGAAAGGAAGUGCUUUGGCGUCGCAGAGCCAGAGAAGCAGGGUAAGAGGGAGCAGUAUGUCCGCGGAAGUCCCUGAGGCAGCCUCCGCGGAGGAGCAGAAGGAAAUGGAAGAUAAAGUGACUAGUCCAGAGAAAGCUGAAGAAGCAAAAUUAAAAGCAAGGUAUCCUCAUCUGGGACAAAAGCCUGGAGGUUCAGAUUUCUUAAGGAAACGAUUACAGAAGGGGCAAAAAUAUUUUGAUUCUGGGGAUUACAACAUGGCUAAAGCCAAAAUGAAGAACAAGCAGCUUCCUACUGCAGCUCCGGAUAAGACAGAGGUCACUGGUGACCACAUUCCCACUCCACAGGACCUUCCUCAACGGAAACCAUCCCUUGUUGCUAGCAAGCUGGCUGGCUGAUUAAAAGAGCUGAACUGCAUGAAUCUUCUAAUUCCCAUUAUUUCUCCUUAAUAUGUUACUUCUCUGCUUUUUAUUUCCUUUCAUUCACCAAGUCAUUUGAGAAUGACAGCUUUGCAGGUAGCGGUAGUGUGUGCUGCUAUUGUAAGGGAAUAUACGUGUGUAGAGUUUUGAUUAGUUUUAACAGUGCACUGAUAAAGAGAACAUGUUAGAGCAACAUAAAGUAAUCUACUUGAAAAUAAUUGUAUAUAUUACCUAACUUCUAGUGUAGGACUGAUUCAACAAGUAACGAGCAAGUUUUACAAUUGUAAUAUUUUGGCUUUCUUUAAUUCAUCUUAAUUAUAGCUUUGUAUGUUACUCUUAUUUAAUAUAACCUCUAUUGUAUUGAUUUCUUCUGUAUUUUCCUUUUGGAUUUUGUAAAACAAGUUUAAGACCACAAGUUGGAAGGAAGAUCACACUCUUCAAACAAAAAUAGAUGGGGCUCUGAAAGAUUUCUCUGUGCUUGAACUUGAAUGGCCUUAAACCUGUUUCAGCUUUAACAAUAGAAUUUUACUUGGGCAAUAUUUGCCCAUUCUGGUGUAACUUACGUGACUAGUGGUUAACAGCUGCCGUUGAAGCUAGUAUUCUUACUCAGUUCUGUAGUGUUCGAGUAUCUUUUGUUGAAGAUGUGAAUGAAGUGUGCAUGUGCAUCGACUGUUGAAUUCACUUUUGUGCCAUUUUUGUAAAUACAGUAGUUUUGCACAACCUCUCACAAAUGUCUGUAUUAAUUUCACAUAUUAAAAAGUAGAUGAUGUGCCAACCAGAAGCACAAGAGUUCCUACACAAAACUCUGUAUGUCAUUAGAGCUUUUGUAUAGUAAGAGUAGUUUACAAUCUUGGGCUUAUAGAAUACCAAACAAAUCUUUGCUAAGUCUGUCAUAGACUUAAGCUUUUUCAUUUGUUAUUAAUAUCCAUGACAUUCAGUGGCCUUGUGCAGAUAUGAUAUGUUGCUUAGGCAUAUCUUUUGUCCUAUGCAGAACAUUUUCAUUUUGACUUUUAUGAAAAUUGCAAAUCAUGUAAUUUAUAUAAACUUUUUUAAUGUAGAAACUUUUUACUUCCACAGUCAAUUUGGGGGACACUAGAAUAAAAGGCUUCGAUACUCUGCCUCCUGUGGCCCCUCCCUCCUUUUUUUCUUGCUUUGACUCAAAUCGUGUUCGGCUGUGCUGUUUAGUCUAUUCAGAAGCAUAGGUGUAUAUCCUCACUCUUGAAAUUUGCUCUGCUGAAUGCUAUAUUUUAUAACAAUGAUGUUUUUCUUAUAAUUUCUCAGUUGUUAAUUAACCACUCUUAAUUCUGUAUUAUUACUAAUAUUUGACACUUGUUUAAAUAAAAGGAACUUUUUACUGAAACAAAUACUUGAGAAGACUGGCCCAGGAACCCAUGUCAGGAUGAGCUGAAUUCUGCUAAAUAAUUUUAAGUAAGCUAAGUGAAUUAUACUUGUGACACUUAGAGUCAUUUAUGUGGUAGGUGGAACAUACUCAUAUUAAAAUAUUUAGAUAUUUUACUUCUAUAGAUGUCACUUUAAUAAAAUAAUCAAUUUAAUUUUACUUGUGGUUUAUCUAGUUAGUAAGAAUUUUAAUUAACAGACUUUAUCAGGAUACAUUUACUGCUCUUUUAAGAGCUCUUCCCAUAGGUGAUAUAAUGCUAUAGCAUGACAGUGAAGAUCAGUAGCCUGAGAUGAUAGUAUUUUUUUCUUUGUCUUUGACUUGCGCGGGGCCUCCCCUCUUUUUGGAUCCAGGCAUUUUUUUCUAGGUCUUGGCUCCAUCUGUAUACUUGCUUUCCUGUGACUCCAAAUCAUUGUAAAUGGUGCCUUGAGCAUAGCACCUGCACUUAAAGGCUGCCUAGCACUCUGAGUAAGGCUUGCUGAUUAUCUUCCUGUUCCACCCACCCCAAAAGGCAGAAAAUCCAUGAAGUCAGUAAUGUUGCAGUUUGUAAUUUUAAGGAUCAGUUAUAUAUAAAUAUAUUUGUGAUGGGAGCAAGUAGAUUAUUCCACAAUAUGUAUAAUCAUUGUAGGAUCCAUUUAAGAAUUAGGAAAUACCCCAAAGUAGAAUUUGUGUAAUGUCUAGUCUUUUUUUUUUUUGGUGAAUAUUUGCAAGCUGUCAACAUUAAAUUUACACAUUAGAGAUGGUUAAUCUGAAAGAUCACAGAGACCAUGUUAUUCCUGACCGUGAUAGGACUCCUGCUGUGGUUUGCAACAAGUGAUAUAACCUCUGUCUAAGUUUUAUUUGUAAAAUACAAUGCUGAUAUUUAACCUACCUCAAAACUUGUUGAGGAUCUGUGAAAUACUGAGUAAGUGCCCAAAAUAAAAUACUGUUGAUUGUCUUUUUAUUGAAA
Leptonychotes weddellii (Weddell seal) is the source of this 2776-nucleotide messenger RNA. RefSeq names its product cAMP regulated phosphoprotein 19 (gene ARPP19). Gene Ontology annotation, molecular function: protein phosphatase inhibitor activity. NCBI's taxonomy places the organism in Eukaryota, Metazoa, Chordata, Mammalia, Carnivora, Phocidae. Gene Ontology annotation, cellular component: cytoplasm. The record is from RefSeq and is a predicted model, not a curated record.